Culicoides brevitarsis is the source of this 3708-nucleotide messenger RNA. It is a transcript of the gene Uba1, whose product is annotated as ubiquitin-like modifier-activating enzyme 1. Bases 131 to 3217 code for a protein of 1028 amino acids. The record is from RefSeq and is a predicted model, not a curated record. The transcript has 5 exons. Lineage: Eukaryota; Metazoa; Arthropoda; Insecta; Diptera; Ceratopogonidae. Gene Ontology annotation, molecular function: ubiquitin activating enzyme activity. Gene Ontology annotation, cellular component: nucleus; cytoplasm. Gene Ontology annotation, biological process: protein ubiquitination; ubiquitin-dependent protein catabolic process; DNA damage response.
CCAUUUAUGUGUGCAAGCCGCUGCUGUUAUUCGCAUUAAUAAAUAUAAUAAAUUUUUCGAGUAAAUUCCCGAUAAAUUGCCCGUAAUUGUGCGAAUCCGCAAGCUAUUCACUGUAGUUUUUGCGUGCUAGAUGUCUUUGAAACGCUCAAGCGAGGACCAGCCACCAAACAAGAAGCCGAGAAUAAUGGCGAACAAUGGAGAAAAUAAUACCACACAAGAAAUCGAUGAGAGCCUUUAUUCGCGGCAGUUGUACGUGUUGGGGCACGAUGCGAUGCGUCGCAUGGCAGCGAGCGACGUCCUGAUUUCCGGAUUGGGCGGUUUGGGCGUCGAAAUUGCGAAAAAUGUCAUUUUGGGUGGCGUUAGAUCAGUGACAUUGCAUGAUUCAGCGCUUUGCAGUCUCGCCGAUUUGUCGUCGCAGUUCUACUUGAGUCCCGAGAAAAUCGGGCAAAAUCGCGCGGAGGCGUGCUGCCAGCAACUUUCGGAACUCAACAAUUAUGUGCCUACGCGUUCCUACACGGGCGACUUGACGGAGGACUUUUUGCGAAAAUUCCGUGUUGUCGUCCUGACUUCGACGUCGGCCACGGAGCAAAAGCGCAUCGCCGAAAUCACACACAAACACAACAUCGCCCUCAUCACGGCCGACACGAAGGGCUUGUUUGCCCAAAUUUUCUGCGAUUUCGGCACAGAUUUCACCAUCAUCGAUACCACAGGCGCUAAUCCCCUCUCCGCCAUGGUAGCGAGCAUCACGAAAGAUGCGGACGGCGUCGUUACGUGUCUCGACGAGAAUCGCCAUGGCUUCGAAGACGGCGAUUAUGUGACUUUUUGCGAAAUUGACGGCAUGACGGAGCUCAAUGGAUGCGAACCACGCAAAAUUAAGGUUCACGGCCCGUAUACCUUCAGCAUUGGCGAUACUUCGACCUUCAGUACUUACAUUCGCGGCGGUAUCGUGACACAAGUGAAAAUGCCCAAAACAGUUUCCUUCAAGUCGUUGCAAGAAGCGGAAAAUUCCCCGACUUUUGUUGACUUUGAUUUCGGCAAAUUUGAUCAUCCGGCGCAAAUUCAACUCGCUUUUACGGCUUUUCAUCGCUUUGUCGAGCGCCAUGGACGAGCUCCGCGUCAAUGGAAUGCCGAAGAUGCCCAACUUUUCCUGGAUGUGUGCAAGGAACGUGCCGCAGAAUUGGAUAAUCUCGAACUUAAGGAGAGCUUGCUUACAGUUUUUUCAAAGAUUUGCGUUGGAGAUUUGUCACCCAUGAAUGCCGCUAUCGGCGGUAUCGCAGCGCAAGAAGUAAUGAAAGCCUGUUCCGGCAAAUUCACGCCCAUCCAACAAUAUUUCUGCUUCGACGCUAUCGAAUGUUUGCCCGCAGAGGAUCCCGCUGAAGCUGAUUGUCAACCUCUCGGAUCGCGUUACGAUGCCCAAAUUGCCGUUUUUGGCAAAAAAUUCCAAGAGAAACUCGGCUCGUUGAAAUAUUUCGUUGUUGGUGCGGGCGCCAUUGGUUGCGAAUUGCUGAAAAAUUUCGCAAUGAUGGGCGUCGGAUCGAACGGAGGCACAAUUUUUGUCACCGAUAUGGAUCUCAUCGAAAAAUCCAACUUGAAUCGUCAAUUUUUGUUCCGGCCGCAUGACGUGCAGAAACCGAAGAGUAAAUGCGCUGCGGAUGCGAUCAAACGCAUGAAUCCCGAUGUGAAUGUCGUGGCGCACGAAAAUCGCGUGGGAUUGGAGACGGAAAAAGUUUACAAUGACGACUUUUUUGGGAAUUUGGAUGGCGUCGCAAAUGCUUUGGAUAACGUUGAUGCGCGAAUUUACAUGGAUCGUCGUUGUAUUUUUUACCGCAAGCCCCUUUUGGAGUCCGGCACGUUGGGCACUAUGGGAAAUAUUCAAGUUGUUGUCCCCAAUUUGACGGAAUCGUAUUCGUCGUCGCAAGAUCCGCCCGAGAAAAGCAUCCCGAUUUGUACUUUGAAGAAUUUCCCGAAUGCCAUCGAGCAUUGUUUGCAAUGGGCUCGCGACAUGUUUGAGGGAAUUUUCAAACAAUCGGCGGAAAAUGCGGCGCAAUAUAUCACGGAUCCGACUUUCAUUGAGCGAACUCUCAGUUUGCCGGGCGUUCAGCCGUUGGAAGUGAUGGAAAGUGUUCGUGCCGCGAUAAUCGAUGACCGUCCAAAAUCGUAUGAGGAUUGCGUAAAAUGGGCUCGUUUGCAUUUCCAGGAGCAAUAUUACAAUCAAAUUGCGCAGUUGCUCUUCAAUUUCCCGAAGGAUCAAACCACGUCGACGGGACAACUCUUUUGGUCGGGACCCAAACGAUGCCCGGAUCCCGUUCAGUUUGACGUCAAUGAUCCCUUGCAUUUGGACUACGUUUAUGCGGCGGCAAAUCUCAAGGCUGAAGUUUACGGAAUCCCUCAAGUGCGCGAUCGUGCAAAGACUGCUGAAAUUGUGAGCAAAGUUGAGGUUCCUCCUUUCGUACCGAAAUCCGGCGUUCGCAUUGCAGUAACAGACGCUGCUUUAGCUGCGGAGCAAAACAACGGCGACGGCUUCGAUUCGCAACGCGUGACUGAACUCCGAGAUCAAUUAGCGGCUUUGGGACGUCCCGAUUUCACCAUCACUCCGUUGGAGUUCGAGAAAGAUGACGACAACAACUUACACAUGGACUUUAUUGUGGCUUGUUCUAACUUGCGUGCGACAAAUUACAAGAUUCCUCCCGCAGAUCGUCAUCGUUCCAAAUUGAUUGCCGGCAAAAUUAUGCCCGCAAUUGCGACAACGACAUCUUUAGUUGCCGGUUGUGUUGGCUUGGAAUUGUAUAAAUUGGCUCAAGGAUUCACAUCGCUCGAUCGUUUCAAAAACGGUUUCAUCAAUUUGGCAUUGCCCUUCGUUACCUUCUCCGAGCCAAUUGCCGCCGCCAAGAAUAAAUAUUACGACAAAGAGUGGACUUUGUGGGAUCGCUUCGAGGUGAAAGGCGAAAUGACGCUCGCCCAAUUUCUCGAGUACUUCAAGAAGGAACACAAAUUGGAGAUUACGAUGUUGUCGCAGGGCGUUUGCAUGCUGUACUCGUUCUUCAUGCAAAAAUCGAAGCGCGAGGAGCGCAUGAACUGCCUGAUGUCGGAAGUCGUGAAGAAAGUGUCGAAGAAAAAGGUCGAGCCGCAUUUGCGUUCGCUCGUCUUCGAAAUUUGCUGCAACGACGAGGAAGGAGAAGAUGUCGAAGUCCCCUACGUACGUUACACCCUCCCAUAAAUCCGCAAAGAAAUGAGGAAAAACUUGAUUUGAUUGCGAUUUUGUGUCUAAGAUUAAUUAAUUAAAUAUUAUUUUUUUUUUCGAUUGAUUUUUUUUUCACGCUGAUCUUUGAUUUUUUUAACUAAUGAAAAAUUAUUUGUAUUUAUUAUUAAUUAAAACGCCUGUCACCGAAGAAUUUCUUUUUUUUUUUAAAUAUUUUUUGUAUCUUAAAAGUAGAGAAAAGGAAUCAAAUUUAUCAGGAAAAAUUCAAUUCCAUGCUAAAGUAGUGAACUAAAAAAAAAAUUUAAACUUAAAAAAAAUGAAUAAUCAGAUUUUUUCUUUCAAUAUCAUAUUUAUAGCAUAUAUGCGCAAGAAGCAUUAAAUAUAUUUAAAAAACGAAAAUAAAAAGGAUUGAUAGAAAAAUGGCAAAAAUGUGAAAAUUUUGAAUCCUAAGUACUUUGUAAAAGAGAACGUAAAAGUGAUGAUGGUCAAUAAAGAUUCAGUGAAUAAUG